Molecule: messenger RNA, 525 nt
Organism: Nannochloropsis gaditana CCMP526
Exons: 5
Coding region: 136-525 (129 amino acids)
Source: RefSeq, a predicted model, not a curated record
ACAGCCUUCUACACCUCUCCUCCGGCGGCUAACUUUCGGGUAUAACCUGAAGGAAAAGAGUGCGGCUGUGAGUGGAAAGCCAAAAGCCAAGAAAGAGCUAGCCCUAGGUUCAAAAUACAAACGUGUGAGCCAGCCAUGUCGGAUGUCAAAUCUUUGUUCCGCAAAAAAACCAAGCAAGCGGCCAAGGCUAAAACCGAACCAGUGAAGCCAACAGCCGAGGAAGAGGAGGAUGACGAAUGGGGUGUGGUACCGAAGCCUACGGAGCAAUUGUACCUAGGGAACCGCAAAGCCAGGGAGUUGAUGGCCGUCUUUCAUGACGUUCGGAAGAAGGCUGUUUCGGCGGCCGCAUCCGAGGCCUCCCCAGCAGCUCCUGUCGAACCCUCUCCUCCGCCCGCCCCCGAACCAGCCCCGACCGCCCAACCAGGGUCCUGCCCGGGCGGCUGGGCCUUCGCCCGUCGUGGCGGCCGGAAGGUGGGGCCAGGUGGCAGACACAUCCUCGUCGAGGACGACAGGCCAGAAGAUUGA